This is a messenger RNA of Galdieria sulphuraria, 1120 nucleotides long. RefSeq lists its product as uncharacterized. NCBI's taxonomy places the organism in Eukaryota, Rhodophyta, Bangiophyceae, Galdieriales, Galdieriaceae. The transcript has a single exon. The record is from RefSeq and is a predicted model, not a curated record. Gene Ontology annotation, cellular component: membrane. Gene Ontology annotation, molecular function: sugar transmembrane transporter activity. Bases 138 to 926 code for a protein of 262 amino acids.
AUUCUUUGAUAAUUAUGCAGAUUUAUCUGUCGCCAUUUGUAGUUCUUUAUUCCAGAGGAUAUCCAACCUUUGGAGAAUUCCACUCGAAGAUCGACAAACAUCUUUAUCCUUCCGUUUGACAAUUUGCAAUUCUCUUCAUGUCCAGUUAUGGGACGGUGUUAUUUCUUAAAACGAUUGCUCCGUUAUGUGGAGUUAUCAUAUCCAACUUGUUAUUUUUAGCUCCUAUGAAAAGUGUCUUAGAAGUUAGAAAUAAUGAGGAUAUAGGCCCUUUGAACCCAGUCCCUUAUUGCUUUAUUUUCGGUAGCACUAGUGGCUGGUUACUUUAUGGGGCGUCUGUGAAGAACUUUUAUAUAUGGUGGGCCAAUUGUCCUGGUCUCCUUUUGGCUAUUUUUUAUAUUCUAAGUUGUCACGCAGUUUUGGAAAAGGGUAAAAGGCGUUUUUUGUAUGAAGCUUUGACUCUUUCGGUGCUCGGACUCACGAUAAUCUGUGCCUUUUUAUCCGCCUUUAUAUUACCUAAAAAUAUUGCAAACAUAACUUUGGGUGUUUUGGCAAAUACUAUGUUAACUUGUUUUUACGCUUCUCCUUUGUCAACGUUAAUUGCGGUUGUAAGAUUGAAGGAUGCUUCUUCUUUGGACCCGUGGUUAUGUGCAAUGAAUACUGUCAAUGGAACGAUGUGGACUGUUUACGGGUUUGCUCUUGGGGAUCCAAUCGUUUGGUCGUUAAAUCUGUUAGGUGCCAUAUUGGGUGUGUCACAGUUAUCUCUCAUUUGUAUUUAUGGACGAAGGAACGCAACUAUAUCACCAACUUUGACAACUCCACAAGAUAUAGAAGAAAAGGUGACUGAAGGGGCUUCUUAUUCACAAAAGCCAGAAACAACAAACUACGGAACAGGUAACAAAGUAGACGUUUCUGGCGAAGCACUUUGACGCUUCUAUAUUGUAAGAAACGAACAAAUGGUCUCUUUUGGUUUCCAGUAGGUCGUACAAAAAAGGACUGUAGUGGAAAUUGAAUCUUGUCUAUGAUUCUACGACUUUCUAUACAUCUCUUCUUAAUUUUGUGACUUUUUGUAAAACAGCUGCCACCAGUUCACUGUCUGAUUGAAUCCGGUGUAGACUAUUUU